GCUGUGUGGGGCGGGCGGGAAAACGGCUAACCGGUGAGUGGCUCGGGGCUCGUCCUGCUGGAAAGGAGUGUAGAGGAGAUCCAGAGCAGACGCUGACUGCUGAGGAGGGCUGGGCCUGUUAGGGGCAGGCCAGCAUACUGAGACAUGGUUAAAUAUACCCCCUCCGGGCACAUGCAGCUGCCCAGAGCUGAUGCCAUUCGCUCUCGUCGCAUUGACCUGGAGCAUUUUCAAGUCUCCGACCAGCCUAUGCCACUGUACACGACCCGGGAGAUCAUUGAUCCUUCCUACCUGAAGUCUCUUAGGCUGAGAGAUCAACAUCAGCAAGUACGCUUCUCCACAAAGCCCCGGUACCUAGGCCGGGUUUCACACGGCCAGCGACUGCUGUGUAGAUUUCAUGUCCGGCACGGGCCUUGGCCGCCUCUUUCCCUUUGGGCCCAGUGGGUUAUUGAACAUGCUUGGUUCAAGAACAUGAUCAGUUUCCUCAUCGUUUUGAAUGCAAUUGUACGGAUGAUUACAACAGAAUUGCUGGAUUCCACGAACACCCAACUGUGGCUGCUGAAGCUGUCUCUGGAGGUGGUGAUCUGGUUUAUCUUGCCCGUUUUCAUCGUGGAAAUCCUUCUGAAGUGGAUAGCCAGCUUCUCCCUGUACUGGAAGAACCCCUGGAACAUCUUUGACUUUGUCAUCACCCUGUUGCCCUUCCUUUAUGAAAUCUUGGUGCUGGGCGGCGUAACAGGCCAUCCUGUGUGGCUGGAGCUGAUGAGCAUCUGCGGCGUGAUGAGGUGUUUCAGGCUCUAUGCCCAGUUCCACCAAGUCCGAGUUAUCAUUUUGGCCCUGGUCAGGACCUUCAAGAACAUCCGAUUUCACUUCAUGUUGCUACUCAUCUUCUUCUACAUCUUUGCCGUGGCUGGAGUCUACUUCUUCAAGGAUUACAGCCGUUCCACUCGCCAGGACCUGGUGAACCCACAGGCCUUCUUUAGCCUGCCAAACUCCCUCAUCACCAUCUUCAUCCUCUUCACCAUGGACCAGUGGAAUGCGCUGCUCCGGGACCUCUGGAAGGUGCCGGAAGUCAGCUCCACGGUCAGCAGCAUCUAUAUCAUCCUCUGGGUGCUGCUUGGCUCCAUCAUCUUACGGAAUGUCAUAAUAAGCACUAUGGCAAAUAACUUCCAGGACAUCCGGGAUGAGCUGGACAAGGAGAUGGCACACCUGGCAGCCCAGCACAAAGCUGACUUCCUCAAGCUACAGAUCCUCAGGAGGAGACAAAACGCAUCCUUUGCAACACUGAGGUCAAGCCACAGCAAAGUCAAUGGCAGAGACGUCAGCCACUGGAGGACGUCCGUGGACUUCCAAGAACCUCCUAAAAAAGAAUCUAAACAUAGUGCUAUGGGGAAGGAACUGAAAGUGUCUUCCAAAAAGAAAGAGUCCUUGCCUAAAAGAGAAGAUGACGACUCCUCCUCUACUUCUUCCUCUUCAGAACAUGAUCAGCUGGACUGGGAGAACCUGGUGCACCAGAAUCUCCCCGAGCUCAUAGAAAUGGAUCAGGAGGAGUAUACCGUUUGGCCCAAGAAUCUCGUCCUGCGGUAUCUUGAGCUGCUGGAAAAGCUGCAGUAUAACCUGGAGGAGCGGAAGGAGCUGCAGCAGUUGGCAGCACAGGCACUGAUGAAUUUCCAAGACAGGUAACGCCCGUGAUGAACGGCUUCCAGAUUUUGGGAAACAGCAAAAGAUAAUGAAGGAAAUAGUUGGAAAUAGAAAAUUCAAAAUUAUCCACGUCUAAUAAAUACUGCUGGUAACACUG
Messenger RNA from Cavia porcellus (domestic guinea pig), 1792 nucleotides. RefSeq names its product cation channel sperm associated 2 (gene Catsper2). Gene Ontology annotation, molecular function: calcium-activated cation channel activity. Gene Ontology annotation, biological process: fertilization; transmembrane transport; sperm capacitation. Bases 145 to 1677 code for a protein of 510 amino acids. The transcript has 13 exons. The record is from RefSeq and is a predicted model, not a curated record. Gene Ontology annotation, cellular component: CatSper complex; membrane. Lineage: Eukaryota; Metazoa; Chordata; Mammalia; Rodentia; Caviidae.